AUGGCACAACCAGACCACAAAAAAAGCUACGAAGUGGAGGAGGAAGAAGUGGGAACUCCAGACUCGGUAUUAACACCAGCCAUCAGCCAUGAGACAAGAACUUCCUCUCAGUUAGAGAGGUCGGAGACUGUCGCAGAAUUACAAAAACUGCCAACGGCAAGGAGUCGCCGUGACUCGCACAUGGGAGAAGCUCUCGAGCAUCUCUCGCGAACUCUCUCCAUCAAUCAGCAUCAGAAUGGAGACUCGCACGAUGUAUUGGAAAAGGCGCCCUCUCGCAUGGAGCGUACUGGAACCCGCCGCUCGGCCAGGUAUCCCUCGCCAACACGAAUGCCUGAUCUGGAUGAAGAAGCCGGUAGUCCAGCUUUUAAGUCUCAAGGAAUUCCCCCGGAGCUGGGCAGUUUCACAGCAGAGGUGAUCUUCAUUCUGGUCUGUUCUGCCGGUCUGUUGUUGUAUUCCUUCUUCCUGGGCGAUAUCACCGUUAACCAGGAGGAGUGCAAACGCGCGCUUGGGAUCAGCAACAGCGAGCUUCCCUGGCUUCUCGGCUCAUUCACGCUACCCCUCAGUCUGUCGGUGAUAGUAUCUGGCUCCUUGAACGACCUCAGCCCUCCACGGACGCUGAUGAUUGGAGCGUUUGCCUGGCUGACUAUUUGGAAUAUCGUCGGCGUUUUUUCUGUGACACCGAGUAGAGCAAUCCUCUUCUACAUUGUGCGUGCAAUGCAAGGACUGGCCGUGGGUGUUCUGGUCUCCGGGUCGAUGAGUGUCCUCGGCAGGGUAUAUAAUCCUGGCCUGCGCAAAAAUCGAGUAUUUUCGGCGAUGUCAGCGACAGCCCCCUUUGGUUUCUGGUUGGGCGGUAUUCAGGGCGGCGCACUGAAAUCCCAUCUGAAUUGGAUCUUCGGCUCGAACGCUAUCAUCUGCGCACUGUGCCUGGUAGCCGCCUGGUACGCCAUGCCCUCGCUUCUUCCGGUCGCUGACGUUGUCGGCGGCGAUGUGCCGACUAUUCGCGAGUUCGACUUCAUUGGAGCAGCCUUUGUUGCCACUGGCUGUAUCUUGGUCCUCUUUGGUCUUACCCAGGGCUCUGUGGUUCAGUGGAUUCCAUAUACCUACGCUUUGGUCAUCGUUGGGGUGCUUCUAGUGAUUGCGUUUUUCUUCAUCGAGCGCUGGGUAAAGCGACCGCUUAUCCCUAAUGGCCUAUGGAAGAUUAAAGGAUUCACCCCGUUGAUGAUAGCCUACUUCAUCGGAUACGGAGGCUUCCAGGGUGGCUGGCAAUUCUACGCAGUUCAAUUCUGGCUUCGAAUUCAACAGAAUAGCCCACUCACCGUCGCACUUUACCUUUUACCCAAUGCCAUUGUCGGAGUAUUAGCGACCUGGGUUGUCAGUCGAACUCUCCACAUCGUUCCCGGCCAUUACAUCUACCUCGCCGCCAUGAUCGCCUUUGCUACAGGACCUGCCUUCUUCCUCCCACAAACCCCCAACACCUCCUACUGGCCCCUCUCCUUCCCAGGCGUGGCACUCGUCACUUUUGGUCCCGAUCUCUCCUUUGCCGCAGCAUCAAUUUACAUCACCAGCAAUGUCCCUCGCUCUUACCAAGGCAGCGCUGGUAGCUUGCUAGUGACCAUGCAAAACCUGAGCUCGGCCGUGAUGACAGCCGUCGCCGAUGCCAUCGGCACCAAAGUCGAUCAAGGGCCGGAUGGCAAUAUCGGCCUCACGGGCAUCCACGCCAUUUGGUGGUUUGCCCUUGCGUGUGAAGUGGUCGCGGCAUUGAUCACCUUGAUCUGGGUCAGAAUUCCCAAGGAGGAGGAAAAGGAGCACGUUACCUGA
This is a messenger RNA of Penicillium nucicola, 1818 nucleotides long. RefSeq lists its product as uncharacterized. The coding region runs from base 1 to 1818 and encodes 605 amino acids. Lineage: Eukaryota; Fungi; Ascomycota; Eurotiomycetes; Eurotiales; Aspergillaceae. The record is from RefSeq and is a predicted model, not a curated record. Gene Ontology annotation, biological process: transmembrane transport. Gene Ontology annotation, molecular function: transmembrane transporter activity. The transcript has a single exon. Gene Ontology annotation, cellular component: membrane.